Molecule: messenger RNA, 2677 nt
Organism: Trifolium pratense (red clover)
Lineage: Eukaryota; Viridiplantae; Streptophyta; Magnoliopsida; Fabales; Fabaceae
Product: calcium-dependent mitochondrial ATP-magnesium/phosphate carrier protein 3-like
Exons: 5
Coding region: 288-1808 (506 amino acids)
Biological process (GO): transmembrane transport
Molecular function (GO): calcium ion binding; ATP transmembrane transporter activity
Source: RefSeq, a predicted model, not a curated record
AUGAUCAAAAAUCUUUUAUGCGAAAGGCACCUUCGAUGUCUCUCUCAAUUACUCUCAUUUUCUUUCUACGGUAACUCCGCAACAAAAACCAUAACGUAACGCAUGCCAUAUAUUUUAUUAAUAUAAAUUAAAAACAUUUUCUAAUCAUAAAAAAAAAAAAUUCAUAUUCAUAUAGAAACCGUCAUCACCAAACCUCUCUUCAAUUUCAGAUCUGAAUAAAAAUCUUCACAAAUUCAAAUGCUUCACUGGGUUUUCAUCUCUCACAAAACCCCAUUACCAAUUUGAACAUGUCUGGAGCCAUAGACAUGGACCACGUGGGUUUUUCCAAACCCAAAUCAUCAUCACCGGCGACUUCUCCGACCACCGAUCAUGGUCGUAGUAACAAAACCGGUUCUAUUUCAAUGGAUCAUGUUCUUUUGGCUUUGCGUGAGACUAAGGAAGAAAGGGAUCUUCGUAUUCGGAGUUUGUUUAAUUUCUUUGAUUCUACCAAUAAAGGGUAUUUGGAUUAUACUCACAUUGAAGCAGGUUUAUCUGCACUUCAGAUACCACCUGAAUAUAAAUAUGCUAAAGAACUUUUUAAGGUUUGUGAUGCUGAUAGAGAUGGAAGAAUUGAUUAUCAAGAUUUUAGACGUUAUAUGGAUGAUAAAGAACUUGAACUUUAUAGAAUUUUUCAAGCUAUUGAUGUUGCACAUAAUGGUUGUAUUUUACCUGAAGAACUCUGGGAUGCACUUGUCAAGGCUGGGAUUGAAAUUGAUGAGGUAGAACUUGCGCGCUUUGUUGAGCAUGUUGAUAAGGAUAAUAAUGGAAUUAUCACUUUUGAAGAAUGGAGAGAUUUUCUUCUACUUUAUCCUCAUGAAGCAACCCUUGAAAAUAUAUAUCAACAUUGGGAGAGGAUGUGCCUUGUAGACAUUGGGGAACAAGCUGUGAUUCCCGAAGGCAUCAGCAAACACGUGCACAGGAGCCGGUAUUUUAUUGCAGGCGGAAUAGCAGGAGCUGCUUCUCGCACAGCAACCGCUCCUCUUGAUCGUCUAAAGGUGGUCUUACAAAUUCAGACUGGAAAGGCGUCGAUUAUGCCAGCAGUGAUGAAGAUAUGGCAACGAGAUGGUUUAUUAGGGUUUUUCCGAGGUAAUGGAUUGAACGUUGUGAAGGUUGCACCGGAGAGUGCCAUCAAGUUUUAUGCUUAUGAAAUGCUGAAAAAUGUAAUUGGAGAUAGUCAAGGAAACAAGACAGAUAUUGGUACCGCUGGAAGACUCUUUGCAGGUGGCAUGGCUGGUGCCAUUGCGCAGAUUGCUAUCUAUCCAUUAGAUCUUAUCAAAACUAGGUUGCAGACUUGUGCUUCUGAAGGUGGAAAGGGUCCUAAGCUUGGAACACUUACAAAAGAUAUAUGGGUCCAAGAGGGACCCCGCGCUUUCUAUAGAGGGCUUGUUCCAUCUCUUCUUGGUAUGAUUCCUUAUGCGGGCAUUGAUCUCACUGCUUAUGACACCUUGAAAGAUUUAUCCAAGAAAUAUAUUGUUUAUGACAGUGAACCUGGUCCUCUAGUACAACUCGGAUGUGGGACGGUUUCAGGAGCUCUCGGAGCUACAUGUGUCUACCCACUGCAGGUUAUCCGUACAAGGCUGCAGGCACAACCUACCAACACUUCUUGUGCUUACAGGGGAAUGUCUGAUGUUUUUUGGAAAACCCUUAAAGAUGAAGGCUUUCGAGGGUUCUACAAGGGACUCAUUCCGAAUCUCCUUAAAGUUGUGCCAGCUGCAAGCAUUACUUAUAUGGUUUAUGAAAAUAUGAAGAAGAGUUUAGAUCUUGAUUAGAGUUGUUACAGUUAUUGUCCAGAGCUAAUUUCAAAUGUUAUAUAGGAUGUCUUGAAUUGUUGAUGGUGACGAAAAAAGAGAUAUUAACUAGUCCUGUAGGCACUAUUACAAGUAGUGAUUCUUCAAGGAGGGUGUUAAAACAUAAUUUGUAGUCAGAAAGUUUUUCCCCAUGCUUAUCUGAACUAAAUGGUUGAGAAAUUAGGACUGUAAUUCUAUAUAUACCAAGUUAUACCAACUUAUUAGGUGUUAUUCAUUUUGUAUUGUACUUGCCCACUAUUAAUUUCUUAUAGUAUAUAGUACAAAGUCAAUAUACCAUUAACUAUACAGGUUGGCGCAUGGCUUUGUAAUGGUGGGAUAUAAUUGAUGGAUGGCAUUCUUAUGAGGUUAGGUUUAUGAAACAACAAUAAGUUCAGUCUUUUCUUGUUACAAGUUGACCUGUAUGUGACGUUUUCUGUUGAUUGUACUGUCGAACUCUAAAUGCAUGUUGAAGGAACAUUUGCUGAAAACAAAGUGAGAUUAUUGUCAUGUUUGGGAUCAAAACAAAAAAAAUUGCUUAGACCUUAGACCUCUGACCGCGUGCUUGGAAAUAUGGUAAAUACUAGAUAGCCAACGUAUGAAUCACAUUUGACAGUGAAGCUCCAAGUUUGGAAGUUUCACUGUAGUUCCAAACACUCGCUGAACUUGAAAUUUUUGUCAAGGGAAUAAAAAACUAGAAGUCACUCUUAGUGGUUUUUGUUUGCUCUACCAUUGCACAGGUGAAAAAUAUAUCUCUUGGUUGUUUAGCCAUGUGGAUGUGGAUUUCAUGAGUCGCAACAUUUUCACACCUGCGAGUUAUAUCACCAUCUCGUGUGGUGUUUGGGCAGAAAAAU